AUGUACUAUAACAUUGUUUAUUGUUCUGAUGAUCCUAAACCACCUGUUAGUUUAACUGUUAAUGUUAAUGAUGUUUUAAAAUAUGUUGGUGGUGCUAGUGUUAUUUUAGCAGCUGGUAAAGCUUCUACAUCAGUUUUAAAAACUUUACCGCCACAUCAAAGAUUGCUAGGUCUUGGUGUUCUUACAGGAGUAUCUAGUGGGUCAUAUAUUGUUAGUGAAGAUUUAUCACUAAAUUCUACUCUUAAAGACCUUCCACAAAUGUCAAAUGUUUCAGCUGAAUCUAAUAUUGUUUUUAAUGAUCAAAAUUUAAAAGUAGGAGUUAAUCAAGAUCAAAUAGUUUUAAAUAAUGCUGCUAAUAAUAGUGAUAUUGUCAUUAGCUCAAUAUCUGAAAAUACUGGAUUUUUACCUGUAUUUAGUGAUAAUCCUUUUAUGGAAUUACAAUAUUGCGUAUAUAUGUUUUUAUGGUUUUCUUUAGUAGCUUCCAUUUGUACUAUGGAUUUUUAUACAAAAUUAAAUGGAAAAAUUCCUAUUAAUCAGUUUGACCCUAACAAUUUUGGAAGUAAUGGUUUUUAUAGAAUAAAAAAUAUUUUAUAUUCAACAUCUUUGGAUUUACAUGUUAAACAAAAUCUGUUAGAAACAUGUUUUAAAGAGCUCUGGGAAUAUGAAUUAAAACAAUAUUUCCAAAAUGCUAAAUCUUUAGAUAAUAAAGUUCUUCCAUUUAUAGUAUUUAAAAAUGAAGAUUUUGAUAAACAUGUUACUACUCUCUUUGAGUCUAUUGGAAUACUUCUUUAUAAAGAAGUUAUUAAAAAUAAUUAUAUAAAUUAUGUAAAUUCUCUAUCUGAUAAAGAAAAUAAUUAUAACUAUUCAAAUGAAGAUGCUAUUAGAUUAGGGGCUUUUGUUGUAAUGUUUAUUGGAGAUAAAACUGAUUUAUAUUUUAUUGAUAAUAUUAAAUCUGAUUCUAAUGUUACUAAAAGAAUUAUCUCUCCUGGAAAACUAUUUGAAGAUUUAAUGCAUAAGUUUGUUUUGUUUGACAGUUAUGAAGCCCCUAUGAUUGUAAAACCUGUUGAAUGGGUUAUUAAAAGCAUUGUUAAGUCUUCAGAAGAUAGUAAAAAUAAAACAAUUAAAUAUGGUGGUUAUUUACAAAAUGAUAAAAACGAUUUUGAAGAAUUAAUUCGUAAAUCAAAACAAAGUAUAGAUAUUAAAGAAUUUUAUUUCCCUUUAAAAUUAGAUUGGCGUGGUAGAAUCUAUAUUAAAGGAGGAGUUUUAAAUAUCCAAGGAGGUGAAUUAAGCCGAUCUUUAUUAACAUUCAGUAAAUCUGUAAAAUUAGACGAUCUUGGAUUAGAAGCAUUAAAAAUUUAUUGUGCUAAUUCUUUUGGUAAAGAUAAAAUGUCUAAAUUACAUAGAUUAGAAUGGGUUGAUGAAAAUAUUAAUAAAAUUAUUGACGUUAACUCUAUGUUUUGGGUUAAUGCAGAUGAUAAAUUAAUAGGCAUAGUAUAA
Lobosporangium transversale is the source of this 1497-nucleotide messenger RNA. RefSeq lists its product as hypothetical. Gene Ontology annotation, biological process: mitochondrial transcription. Gene Ontology annotation, cellular component: mitochondrial DNA-directed RNA polymerase complex. The transcript has 7 exons. The record is from RefSeq and is a predicted model, not a curated record. NCBI's taxonomy places the organism in Eukaryota, Fungi, Mortierellomycota, Mortierellomycetes, Mortierellales, Mortierellaceae. Gene Ontology annotation, molecular function: DNA-directed RNA polymerase activity; DNA binding. Bases 1 to 1497 code for a protein of 498 amino acids.